This is a messenger RNA of Dujonia railenensis, 888 nucleotides long. NCBI's taxonomy places the organism in Eukaryota, Fungi, Ascomycota, Pichiomycetes, Serinales, Debaryomycetaceae. The record is from the annotation of a GenBank genome assembly.
AUGACAUUUGCGAUUCUUCUUAAGGCUGUCGAGGCCAGCGAACCCAGUUCAUGGAGACUUGCCGUUUCCGGGGUUUUGGGAUCCACAUCUCUCGCCUGCUGGAUAGUCUUGUUAAUGCCACAGCUCAUAGAGCAAUGGAGAAUGAAAUCCGCCGAAGGUAUUGCCAUCGGAUUCAUCUCAAUCUGGUUCCUUGGUGAUGUCUUCAAUCUCGUCGGGUCAAUCUGGGCUGGGUUGCUCCCCGAGGUUGUGUUCUUGGCCAUCUGGUUUUGCAUUGCUGACUUCUUGAUGAUUACUUCGUACAUUUACUACACAUAUGUGUUCCCAAAGCACCACCCUAACCAUAUCAAGAGACCCUCUCAUGGUGGCACUCCUACCCAUGAAAACGAGCCCCUUCUUGAGAGAAGAAGAAGAUCGUCCACCUUGACAGACAUUGCAUUGGAGCCAGAAGAGCAUUCUGUGUUCUAUAAGUAUGUGUUACCUAUUCUAUUCGUAAUUGGUGCCGGAUUGGCUGGAUUUUUCCUUUCUGGCAGCCUGGGCAGUGGUGAUGAUGCUCCUCAACCUCCUGUCGAUGACUCCCCUCCUAACAUUGAGUUGGGUCCUCAAAUUAUUGGCUACAUUUCAGCUGCAUUGUACUUGGGUGCAAGAAUCCCACAAAUCAUUCAAAACCAUAGAAGAAAAUCUGUUCAAGGUUUGAGCUUGUUGUUCUUCUUAUUCUCUACCUGUGGUAACUUGUUCUAUGCUGGACAAAUCUUGUUCUACAGAAGUGACUCCCAAUACAUUUUGUUGAACUUGAGUUGGUUGUUGGGCUCACUUGGAACUAUCUUUGAAGAUAGUUUUAUUUUCUUGCAGUUCUACUUAUACAAGGAUAAUGUGGUUGUUGUCCACUAA